Mytilus californianus (California mussel) is the source of this 1358-nucleotide messenger RNA. RefSeq names its product UDP-GlcNAc:betaGal beta-1,3-N-acetylglucosaminyltransferase-like protein 1. NCBI's taxonomy places the organism in Eukaryota, Metazoa, Mollusca, Bivalvia, Mytilida, Mytilidae. The record is from RefSeq and is a predicted model, not a curated record. Bases 78 to 1115 code for a protein of 345 amino acids. The transcript has 12 exons.
GUGUCAGCUCUGGUAAUUAAUGGAAAAGAGAUAGAACCAGAUAUAGAGCUGAAACAUGAUGCUAUUUCUGUCACAAAAUGACAGAGGUGACUAUAAUUAUUCCUGUGUACAAUGGUUCAAGAUGGAUAGAUGAAUGUUUCCAGUCAAUAGUGAAUCAAACAUACAAAACUAAAUUUCAAGUCUCUGUGUACAAUGAUGGAAGUAAGGACAAUUCACUUGAACUAAUAGAAAAAUGGAGAACAGCAUUUUUAGAGAGAGACAUAGAUCUGUGUGUCACAGGACAUAAUGAUCAGUCACCAAGGGGAGUUGGAUGGUCUAAGAAUAAAGCAGUUGAGAUAAGUGCUGGGCAGUUCCUUUGUUUUCUGGAUAUUGAUGACAUUAUGGAUAAAGAUAGGUUACUAAAACAGUAUCAAGCAGCUCAGUCACAAGAUAAUGUGAUUGUAGGAUGUAGAUUCCACAGAGAACCAGUUGGGUCAACAGAAAGAUACACAAGAUGGGCUAAUAAUCUACCUCAUGGUAAAUUGAUGACACAGAUUUAUACAUCCCAUGGCCCAACAGUUAUUAUGCCUACAUGGUUCUGCUCUAGAAAUGUGUUUGAUAAAGUUGGAGGAUUUGAUGAAGGAGGAAUGGGUGUUCCAGAAGAUCUGAUAUUUUUCUACAAGCAUCUAGACCUUGGUGGAUCAUUAAUGAGAAUAGAUGAAGAUCUAUUAAUGUAUCGCUAUCAUCAGACAUCAGCUACCUUCUCUGUCAAAGAAGAGACGAUAUGGAACAUUAGACUUAAACAUUUACAGAAGCAAGUGCUAUCUGUGUUAUCAGAGUAUACAAUCUGGAAUGCUGGGAGGCAAGGAAGAAAAUUUUUCCGUUCUCUCUCAACUGAUAAUCAGAACAAGGUAAAAUCUUUCUGUGAUGUUGAUCUAAAGAAAAUUGAGAAAGGAUACUACACUUUUGAGGAAUCAAAAAUAAAACCAAAACCAAAGAUUCCAAUAGUCCAUUUUACAAAGGCCACACCUCCAUUCAUUAUCUGUCUAAAACUGGAUAUGACAGAUGGAGAGUUUGAGAAGAAUUUGGCAUCAAUGAAUCUUACUGAAGGUACUGACUUUUUCUUGUUCUCCUGAUGAAUGAACAUGUCACCAGUGGACAAAACAGUGUAUUAUUCCCCAAUCAUCAUGGAAUCCAGGAUCAUACAGAGAUGAUUCUCGUUGUUUCAAAUAAGGAAGUGGAAAGUGAGUUGCUAGCCAAUGAUCCAUAAAGUAUACAGAUUGCAGUUGCAGAAGCUCAAAUCAUUGUUCAACUGAAAACUUACAACGGGAUAGACAUUGAUCAAAGAGGAUACUGAAUAAAAGAAAUCUCAUUUGUUA